Messenger RNA from Limanda limanda (common dab), 3805 nucleotides. RefSeq names its product RNA exonuclease 1 homolog. The record is from RefSeq and is a predicted model, not a curated record. The coding region runs from base 1 to 3522 and encodes 1173 amino acids. Gene Ontology annotation, molecular function: exonuclease activity; nucleic acid binding. Gene Ontology annotation, cellular component: nucleus. The transcript is spliced from 16 exons. Lineage: Eukaryota; Metazoa; Chordata; Actinopteri; Pleuronectiformes; Pleuronectidae.
AUGUUUCGCUCGUCCGGUCUCUUCGCGGAUGUGAGGUGUCCCUCCCCGGGUCUCGGGCUCUGUGAGCGGCCUCACUGCUUCUACAAACAUGGCUCUCGGCAGCGGAACGUCUCCACUGUCCCCGCCGCCUCCUCUCAACCCUCAGCGGGCCCCUCAAAUUGCUACCCGUCAUUCGUCUGUGGAUCCCCAGCGAGCGAUGACACCACAGACGACAGUCUCCAAGAGCUGGAGCGUAUCAACAAGGAGAUCGAAGCUGUGAGGCACGAGGUGGAGCAGGAGCAAAGACGACUGUCCCACUACCAGACCAUACAGUCAGACAGCAGAAACUCUGUGUCCAAGUCUGAGACUACAGGUAAACGACUGGACAGACGUUCUCUGUCAUCACACUCUGACUUCAAAAAGACAUACUCGCGGAUAAGGAAGUACGUGGUUGACAACUCAAAACCAAGGACUGACUUGGAGUAUGACCCCCUGUCCAACUUUUCAGCUGACUUGCGGUCUUACAGCUCGUCAAGUAAGGAGCAGAAAGUGAAAAAUGCACAAGUUAUUAACAGAGAGAGAGAAACUGUGCUGUGUGACCAAAAGAAGCCGGUCGCUAAGGCUCCGUUUUCUCAAACGCCAUCUCCAGGGUUACUCGAGGACCCGAUUGAAGACAGUGUCCUGAUUAUUGACAUUCCUCCCUCACCUGACCAAGCAAGAGGCCAAUCUCAGAAACUUGACUGUGUUGCUGGCAGUGCCCAGGGUACAGUCAAACAACUGAAGGAAAAGGUUCCCAUUGCACUUGAUCUCCAGGUCACAUCUCCACGUGCAACAAGGCUAGAAUCACUUAUAGUUGAUAAUUGCAGUGUGGAAAACGUACCAGUUGAUGGGAGUGUAAUUGACCUAACUGGAUGUUUAGAAGAACUGGAAAAUGAAUGUCAGAAAAUCUCUUGUCAGGCUGCUGAAACCGAAGGCGACGACAUUCCUGAGCCUUUAAGUCCUCCUGCCUCCUCACAUCAACAAUAUCAGAGUUAUGACAAUCUGGGCAUUGCAGAGGAAGAAAAUGUGCCUCUGUGUGAGGUAUCCUGUAGUGUUGAGGCAAUUAAUCCACUGCAGUCACAUUAUUUUCAGACGAAGCAUUCGCCUUCAUCUACAGCUCCGGCUGCAAACUCAGGGUCACCAUGCAGGAAACGCACUACCCAGACAAAAGAGGUGUAUGUUCACAACCACCUGUCUCCCAAGCGAAGUUCCCCACCACUUGUUUCAGGAAGCCAGGAAACGUCAGACAGAAUACCAGGACAGAUUCAGGGGGGUUCUCUCAUUAACCAGGCGUCAGCUGUAAUAUACCAGGAGCAAGCAGAACCAGCUUCAGGCAGCAACCAGUGUCAAAAUCAGAACUCUUCAUCAACAUCGAUCAACUCGCGUUUGAUGAACAGAGGUGAUUCAACAUUUGAAACCACUGAGGAGCUUCUGGUCAAGGGAGGUCAUGAAGAGGUUAUAAUAAUCUCCAGCUCCGAGGAUGAGCAAGAGCUCAACUAUUCAGAUAUGGAGCUGUCGGAGAGUGACCCAAUGGAAGAAUGCUACAGGAUCUUCAUGGAGGCAAAUAAUGAGGAUAAAGGAAAUAAAGAGCAACCUGAUGUGUCUGUUGCAGCAAUGGAAGUGGAUACGGCGGAAUUGACCACCACACCGCAAACAUUACUAGGAAAGAAGAGGGUGGCACAUGAAGCCAAACAUGCAGAGCAGCCGCUGGCAAAGACCAGACCUCAAGCCAAGAUUUUGAUCCCUCUGCGUGAACCAGCAGCUUCAGGAUCUGGCUCCCAGUCCUCCAUCCCUACAAAGAUCCUGCCGGCACAGCAGAGAGCCUCCAUGGUGACUGCUUCAGUAAAGGGUGCUCAGGCUUUUGCUUCCUUCUUGUGUCAGAAGAAGCCAGAAACCCAGGCUACUGCUUGUCCUCCUCAGACCCCUGCAAACAUACAACCAGCCCCUGUGCAGAAUGCUUACUACCUACCUUUGGGAACUCCUGUGAUCCAAGUAGGAAGCAACUUGCACUUGAUCCUCCCAGAGGGCACCUUCCCUCUGUCUGUUACUUCAGGUUCCUGCCCAGUUUCUUCCGUGCUGACCCCGGUCACUCAAGUGCACAUGAGCACUAUGAAACAAACGUGCCAUAAAGCUGCAGUAACUCCUGUGCAAAGAUACCAUCCAACUGCACCUGUGCUCAUUCCUGCUCCGACGCGUAAAACGUCCUUGGCCUAUGCUACAGCACAUUUACAUCCUUCUGCCUCCACUACAUCUCAACCUACUGCUGCCGCCAAGCCAGUGCCUACGAAACGUAAACUGAAGCAGCAGAGCGGGGCCACCAAGGACAAAGUGCCCCAUGAUGUCAGACAGCGUUAUGUCACCAUGUUUACUGAGGAGUUCCUCAAAACUACAGCCAAUAUCAACGAGGCCUUUGAAAAAGCUGUUGCUGAAGAGGAGUCUGUGUACAACCGCAGCGCCAACAAACUCAAAUAUCUGAGUGUCGCUGUGAAUUCACUGAAGAGGCUGAAGAAAAAAAAUUGUGUCUCAUCUAAAGAUGAGAAUGAAGUCAACGGCCAAAGAUCGAAAGGCAACAUACCCUUCAACCUGGAGAUGUUUCAAGCAAAUGAUGAUGUGGCUUUGUACGAGAGUUUGAAGGAUUAUAUUUUGACCGAGGAAAGGCUGAUUGAGAGCAACUAUCCUGUCCAGCAUCCAGAGAGGGCCGGCUCUGCUGCUCUUUUUGCCGACAAUAAGAAAGGCAGCACAGACCCCUUGAAGAGAAUCUGCUGUCGAUGUGGGGCCACGUACGCUGUUUGCUUAACAGGCAAACACAUCCGCAAGGAGGAGUGCAACUACCACUAUGGGAAAGUAGUAAGGAACAAAGUGCCUGGUGGAGUGGAAACCCGCUACAGUUGCUGCCAAGGAGUGAUGGGAGCACCUGGAUGUCAGGUGUUUAAGUUGCAUGUCCAUGAUGCAAUCUCCAUGGAUGGGUUUGUGUCUACCAAGCCGAGACAUCCCAUGCAUAUGAGCUGUCCUGGAGUCUACUCCUUGAAUUGUGAAAUGUGUUACACUGUUCAUGGUCUGGAGCUGUCCAGAGUGACGGUGGUCAACUCUAGUUUGCAAGUCAUCUACGACACUUUCGUCAGACCUGAUCACGAGGUCAUUGAUUACAACACCAGAUUUUCAGGCAUCGGUGAUGAAGACGUGAAGAGUAACUACACGUCCGUCCGAGAGGUGCAGGAGACGUUACAGAGCUUCAUUAGUGCUGACACCAUUCUGAUUGGACACGGCCUGGAAGCAGAUCUCUGUGGCCUGAAGUUGCUCCAUGGGACAGUGGUGGACACAUCGCUGGUCUUCCCCCACCGUCUGGGCCCCCCCCACAAGCUCACCCUCAACAAACUGACAGCUGAAUACCUGCGACGGAUCAUCCAAGAGAGCGUUUGUGGCCACGACACCGGCGACGACGCUGCCGCCUGCAUGGAGCUCAUGUUAUGGAAGCUCAAAGAAAGUGGAAAACUGAAAAAGUGAUGGAAAUAAAACAAGAAUGUAUCUCUACACUGUUCAGACAUGAAAAGACAGGAGCUGCAGUGCCGACCUACGUGUGAGGUUCUGUCAUCUCUGAAGGGCUGUGUAUUUAUUUAGUUGUUUUUUUAGUUUGAUUAUAUCACAUGAUCUAUGUUCAUAACAGUAUCCUGGAAGUCAAAGUCGGAAUUUCCGCCCAUGUGUGAUAUAAAUAUUUUUGAUGAUGCUGUAGUGUGCCGAGAAGACCUGAAGCACUGGGGUCAUUUGUAAUAAUAUCUAAGUAAAGGCA